AUGCCGUAUAACUUUCUUAGACCAAAUCGAUUAUACACGAGUGAAGAGAAGGUGGCGGAGGAGGAGAACAAGGAAUGUGACGAUGAUAAUAAUGACGUGAAGAUUCAACGGGAGUUAAAUGCUUGGCGCCUGCAUAUGCGUGAGGAGCGGCGACGGCGUCUUCUUGCGGCGGCCUCGAGGGCGGAACGAACACGAACUGCUGAGGAGCCGUCUGCAUCUCACGUCUCACCUCGGGAGUCAAGUCAUGAGGCUGGCCGUGGGGGUGAAUCGCAUCACCAAGAGUUGACGGCGCUGCAGCAGUACCGCAGAGAAUUGGGCGAGGUGACAUCUGGGGUGCAAAAGGGAAGGAAUAGCCUUUGGAAUUUGCGUGUACCCAUUCGGCGGCAGCGGCGCGUAAAAACAAACCGGGUCACAUAUCAUGAAGCGCGAAGCGUGCUUAGGGACUACAUUCAUCGUCCCCCACCACCUCCUGCAAAUGUGCAGAAAACACCCAUCGGGACGCUUCGAGCGUACAAGGACGCGCUUGCCUUCUCCGCGAGGGCCUGCAGUGAGGCGCCCACGUCACCCCCGUUGUGGCACCAACGGCCUUUGCGUAACAUCAGUGUGCAUAGGCGACGAAAUGAUUUUUCGAAGUUCACUUCGGUUUCAACAACACGGUCGACGACUCUACGAAGGAAACACACCGAGUCAUCAUUUGCGAAUCGUCACGUCGAUCGCAAGUUGAAAUGGUGUCAAUGUGACGUUCAACGAAAACGGAACGGCGACCCGUCGAAGCGUUCUUUCCGGCCCGUGCUAGAAGCAACACAGGCCUACCGAAGUGCGAUCAAGCAAGAGGAGGAAAAGUACAAUCAGCAUCGGCAAUGCCACGAAAAAAGAUUUCCUUUUGAAAAGGAACCCUCUCCACAAAGCAGUGUGUCAUCGCAAUGUCUAAGUUCACGAAGAUCCGCGACGCAGCCGAUGGUUACACACGCCAUAGAUUCUCCUCAAGCGCGUCAGCCGUCACACAUCUCGUAUAUCCGCCACGGCGUGGAACCAGAAGAACCGUUCCACAACCCCGUGGUAAACCCCCCGGCGGCUGAGGAGGCCGUUUCUCCCCAAACGUCUGCGCUCAGUGGGACGGGCACAGCAUCUCAUUAUGAAGAGCGUUCUAGACGUGAGUCCUCGCCGCUGCUGAGGAAAUUACUUAGCAAACUGACGCUCUCUUCUCCAUCACUCUACCGUCCUGACUUGUAUCAGGGCAAUACGAUACCAUUCACUUCUCCUGUUGCUCGAACCGUUGAACCCCAUCCGUGGCCCCCAGUUGGCGCGAAGGGCCAGGGAUAA
Messenger RNA from Trypanosoma cruzi, 1323 nucleotides. RefSeq lists its product as uncharacterized. Lineage: Eukaryota; Euglenozoa; Kinetoplastea; Trypanosomatida; Trypanosomatidae. The transcript has a single exon. The record is from RefSeq and is a predicted model, not a curated record. Bases 1 to 1323 code for a protein of 440 amino acids.